Messenger RNA from Piliocolobus tephrosceles (Ugandan red Colobus), 2862 nucleotides. RefSeq names its product dynein axonemal assembly factor 10 (gene DNAAF10). Gene Ontology annotation, molecular function: protein binding. The transcript is spliced from 8 exons. The record is from RefSeq and is a predicted model, not a curated record. NCBI's taxonomy places the organism in Eukaryota, Metazoa, Chordata, Mammalia, Primates, Cercopithecidae. The coding region runs from base 14 to 1207 and encodes 397 amino acids.
AACUUCCCAGGGCAUGUGGGGCAGAAUACGGAAAGCGGGCGGGACAAAUUGCCUAUGUUUGGAGUCUGGUUUCCAGGUUGGUGUUUUGGGGGCUCUGGGUGUGGCAGUUGGCGGAACUGAAAUCGGCUGCACCAUGUCGGCCUUCGAGAAGCCUCAGAUCAUCGCCCAUAUCCAGAAGGGCUUCAACUACACGGUGUUUGACUGUAAAUGGGUGCCCUGCAGCGCCAAAUUUGUGACCAUGGGCAACUUCGCACGGGGCACCGGCGUCAUUCAGCUGUACGAGAUCCAACACGGGGAUCUGAAGCUGCUUCGAGAGAUUGAAAAGGCCAAACCUAUUAAAUGUGGAACAUUUGGUGCAACAUCUUUACAGCAGAGAUAUUUAGCUACUGGAGAUUUUGGUGGAAACCUUCAUAUAUGGAAUUUAGAAGCUCCAGAGAUGCCAGUAUAUUCUGUAAAGGGCCAUAAAGAAAUUAUAAAUGCCAUAGAUGGCGUAGGUGGACUAGGAAUUGGAGAAGGAGCACCUGAAAUUGUGACCGGCAGCCGAGAUGGAACUGUGAAGGUAUGGGACCCAAGGCAAAAAGAUGAUCCUGUUGCUAAUAUGGAACCUGUACAAGGAGAAAACAAGAGAGACUGUUGGACUGUGGCAUUUGGCAAUGCUUAUAAUCAAGAAGAACGUGUUGUUUGUGCUGGUUAUGACAAUGGGGAUAUCAAGCUAUUUGAUCUCAGAAAUAUGGCAUUACGUUGGGAGACAAACAUCAAAAAUGGGGUAUGUAGCUUGGAGUUUGACAGAAAAGACAUAAGUAUGAAUAAGUUAGUAGCCACAUCUCUGGAAGGAAAGUUCCAUGUUUUUGACAUGAGAACACAGCAUCCAACCAAAGGUUUUGCCUCUGUUUCAGAAAAGGCUCAUAAAUCUACUGUGUGGCAGGUCCGACACCUGCCGCAGAACAGGGAGCUCUUUCUGACAGCUGGAGGCGCCGGCGGCCUUCACCUCUGGAAGUAUGAAUACCCUAUUCAGCGGUCAAAGAAAGAUUCUGAGGGAAUAGAGAUGGGAGUCGCAGGUUCUGUAAGCCUUCUGCAGAAUGUUACGUUGUCCACCCAGCCCAUUUCAAGUUUGGACUGGAGUCCAGAUAAAAGGGGUCUUUGUGUCUGUGGUUCAUUUGACCAAACGGUGAGAGUACUAAUCGUUACGAAACUCCAUAAAAUUUGACUUCAAGACUUUGGACUCACAGAAUUUAAGAUAGGUUCUGGAAUCUUCUGACCCUCAUUGAACAAAGCUGGAUUUGGCUGAUGACAAAAGACCCCAGACACAAGCCCCUGGGCCAGCCUGCAGCCUCUCGGGGCAUGUUUGCCGACUUGCUUGCUGCUGCAUGUGGGUAUCAGAAGCACCGAGUAAACUGUCUCCAGGGCCAGUUCUUUUCUUCUGUCUUCCAUUUCUAAGUCAAUAGUUGUCUAUAAUUAAACAUAUUUCAGUUUUGUUCUAUGUCCCUGAAGUUCCAUAUUUUAUCUUUAUGCUUGUGUUAUGUUUUAGUGUCUAUAAUGUUGUGGUGGGAAUCAUUUCAUUUGGUUUAAAAGAGUUUGCCUUGGAAAAGCUGAAUUAACCUUCAGAAAUACAUUUUGAGAGAUUUCAGUGUCAGUAAGUUUGUGGACAUAAUAUUAUUGUAUAAAAUAUCAAAAUGGUGGGCCAGGCAUGGUAGCUCACGCCUGUAAUUCCAGCACUUUGGGAGGCUGAGGCGGGAGAAUCACGAGGUCAGUAAUUCGAGACCAGCCUGGCCAACAUGAUGAAACCCCAUCUCUACUAAAAAUACAAAAAAUUAGCUGGGCGUAGUGGCGGGCACCUGUAAUCCCAGCUACUCCGGGAAGUGGAGGUUGCAGUGAGCCGAGAUCGCACCACUGCACUCCAGCCCUGGCGACAGAGUGAGACUCUUGUCUUUAAAAAAAAAAAAAAAAUAUAUAUAUAUAUAUAUAUAUAUAUAUAUAUAUAUCUCAAAAUGGCACGGUUGGUCUAGAUUUGGGUAACUGUUUUCAGCAAUUUAAUUCAUAAAACAAAAUGCUAUGAUUUAUAAAGCUCUUUUUUACUUAAAAUACAGGAAUUGAAUUGGUGAGACUUUUGGUUAUUGACUGUGGUAAGUGGUGGUGAAAUGUACAAGAUUGUAGGGGUUUUGUAGUCUUAUUUUUGGUCAUACUUUAAAAAUGCAUUUUAUGAAUAAACUUCUGUUUUUGAGAUCUAUGGAAGCUUUGAUUCUGUUACCUUAACAGUAGUAAUAAAGUUAACAUUGUCACAUCAUUUUGCCUUAUAAAUGCUUAAUUAGUAGUUAAUUCACUUUGUUUCUUUAAUGUUCACCUUAUCUUUAAGCCUUUGGAAUUAUUGACUUUAUCACACUUUCAUUAAGCCUACCCUCCCCCACCUCCAUUGAAGAGAAUGCAGCCACCUAAAACAUUCAUAAUAUGUGAAAUAUAUGUGAUUUCAGGGGAUCAUGGAGAGUCACUUAUUUGGAAUAUUAAGAAAAUAAAGGUUUUUCUUUUCUUUUUUUUUAGUUUCCCAGUGUUUUAUAGAAUAAUGCUGUGGAUAUAAUUAUGAAGGUAAAAAUUAAAUUGAACUUUAAAAAAGCUUAUAUCUGCAGGUUUUUUAAAAAUUUGCAAUGAAAAAAAGGAAAAUUCGUAGAAGUCUCUCUUAGAACACUUGUAUUUGGUAAUAGAGUCAACAAAAAGAAAUACCUGUAUUUUAUGAAAUCUAAGAUGUCAUCGAUACCACUGAUGCUAUGCCAUUCAAGAAAACGGAGCCAACUAAAACAUUCAUAAUAUGUAAAAUGUAUGUGAUUUCAAGUGAUCAUAGAGAGUCACUUGUUCGGAGUAUUAAGUUGA